CUUCUCUGACACGGUUGAGGCGAUGCUCGACUGUAUAUCAACAGCCGUUGUCUAGGAUUGCGAGCCAGGCCGCCGCCACGGAAGUACCGGAGUUCUAGAUGUUGGAUCUUGGGGAUGUGUGUCAUGUAGCGCAGGAAUUCCUGUGCAUUAGUACAGGCAACACUUAGAAGACGCUGGGUCGCGUUGGCUCAUCAUCAAUAAAUGGCCCACAGCAUCCUCCUUGCGGAGUGAAUCGAGGUCACGGGCGAUGGAUUGCCUCAACUUGCGUUGCAAAUGUUGCACGAUGGUGCCGGGUUUGCUAUCUCUGUGCCUGUUCCACGUCGGAGCUGUGCAUGGAUUUAACGCUCUGGCGGCCUUGUCUACUACCCCAGGGCCCUGGGUACGUAAAUACGGAUUAUCUGAUUACGCCCGGGCUGACUGCGGGACGUCCGGACCCCGCAUAAUAUCCUGGCAGCGAUCGAGUAUGGAGCUGGAGCAGCUGAGUCUUCCUCUGGUCGCAGGCUACGCUGAGCAACACCCUCGACCGGUGUGCAUUCACCGCUUUGCGGUGUUGGUGGUAUUGUCACAAAAGUGUGAGGCAUGUCGUGAUGCUGGCGCAUCUCCAGGCCGCACGGAGGUUCGAUUUGGGGGGUGGGUGAGCCAGUUUCGCUGAUACGCGCGUAUUGGGAUCGCAUUGAUGAGGGAAGCUCUGGUCAAAGGCGCAGUCCCAAGGCACUAAAGAACGGCACGGACAUGUACAGAACUGUUG
Molecule: messenger RNA, 748 nt
Organism: Microdochium trichocladiopsis
Lineage: Eukaryota; Fungi; Ascomycota; Sordariomycetes; Xylariales; Microdochiaceae
Exons: 1
Coding region: 248-652 (134 amino acids)
Source: RefSeq, a predicted model, not a curated record